AGCCCAGUUGGCUCAGGGUGACCGCCCUUCAGUCGAGCCUUUCGGCUUAAGCCUGACUGGCAUUCUUUCUACGCGCCAGCCCGCGCUCUGCUCACUCAGAGCUGGACUGCCCAGGCCAAUGGCUGACGUUGGGGUCCUUAACCAUCUGGGGUGGACUGUCGUGCUCAGCAUUAUUUCCCUGGUCGGCGGGCUCAUGCUGGCGACCUUGCUGUUUGUCCUCUACCGCUUCCACCACAUCAGACAGCUGAAGAAGGUCAAGCCCCUGGCAAGCUUCGGGUUACCGCUGAGCUUCCAUUCGCCCGACGACACCCCCCGCGAGUUCAAGCAGUUCCCAUACCGCUGGUCCUACAUCGGCCAGGCCCUGAUGUACCUGUGGGCGUUGUACUUCGUCGUUGCGUACCUGCUGAUGGCUGCGGGCUGCUGGUUCAUCUACCCGUGGACGCAGAACAACGGGCUGGGGGCCCCCCCGCAGGUGCUGGCGGCAUUCGGCGGCGGCGAGGGAUUACAGGCCCCCUGGCUGCUCAUCUACACCGUGUCCCACGCCAUAUGGUUCGUCAUGAUCCAGUCAGGGGAUGCGCUGAGGGCGCAGUUCAUGAUCCCCGUGAAGGCGUUCGCGGACGCCACUCACGUCGUGGUGGAGGAGGAUGCUGAAUUCAUCACGGACGACAACCUUGUUGACCCCGACAUGGCCGGAGACGUUUUCGGCCAGGGAGUGGGCCAUACGCUGUCGGAGAAGUACAACAAGCUCUCGGGAAAGCUCAAGCGGGUCGGGCAGAGGACCGUGAUCCAGAUCACGGUGGAGGGCGACGGCACGCGGCAGAUCGAGUACACGUGCGUGCGGUAUAGUUAUGACGAGGACACCAAUUGCUUCCAGCCUCGCGGCAUCUCUGAGUACCGAGCGACGGAGGUGCACCAGGCAUACCGUGCUGGAGGCUUGUCACAUGACGAGGCGGCGCGGGUGCGCGCCGAGUGCGGCCAGAAUGAGAUAAGCGUGCACGUGCCCGGCGUGGGCGAGGCCUUGUUCGUAGAGUUCAUGGACUUCACCAAAGUGGUCGCUUCCAUGGGCACAUGGGCCUACAUGGUCUACAGCGCGGCCAACCUGGGCAUGUUGUGGUUCGGCAUCACCUUCUUCAGCGGAGCCUACAAGGCACUCUGCAUCACGCGCCCCAACCAGAUAGAGAACGCCGCGUUGGCCAAGCUGGAGACUGACUGCGAGGUCAUGCGCCAGGGGAAGUGGAAGACGAUCAGCGCCAAGGAGAUCGUUCUUGGGGACAUCAUCCGAGUCGACGAUAGCGGCGAGCCAAAGUUGCCGUGCGACGGCAUCCUGAUCGAGGGCUCCAUCGUGACUAACGAGUCGAUGUUGACGGGUGAGCCCAUGCCUGUGCAGAAGCUGCCCGCCGAAGAUUCGGAGUCUUGUAUUCUCAACAAACGCAACAUAGGCUACGCGGGGACCAAGGUCCUGCAGUCCAACGGCCCCGCCAGCGGAAAGGCGGUCAUGAUCGCAACCGCUGUCGGGGCCCUGACGACGCGGGGCCAAUUGGUCAGGAUGGUGCUCUUCCCGACGAGCGUCCGAUUCAAAUACCUCGACCAGCUUCCCUACGUCUACAUGUCUUUGCUCCUGUACGUGGCAGUCCUGAUCACUAUCUACGUGUUCUUCGUUGACAUUGGCAGCUGGGUCGGGACAAUUCUCAUUGUCAUCAACACUUGCGCAAUGACGCUGAAUCCGAUGCUGCCUGUGAGCAUGGUCAUUGGCCAAGCAUCGGCGUCUGCACGUCUCAAGUCCAAGCUUGAGAUCAAUUGCUUGCAGCCUGGACGCAUCCCUAUUGCUGGCAAAAUCUCCACCAUGGUAUUCGACAAAACCGGCACCAUCACGAAGGAGGGUAUGGACUUCACAGCGGUCAUCCCCGUUACGGACAGGAAGUUCCAGUCCUGGGUCAGAUUCAACAGUAGUGAUCCGGAGAGCAUUGAAAAUAGGGACACUGUGGUCAAUGGCGUCACGGUGGCGUACCUCCGCCACGCCCUCGCGAGCUGCCACACCGUCACCAAGCUUGGCGACGGCAUGCUGAUCGGCAACGCUGUUGAGGUAUCCAUGGUGCGCACAUGUGGCUGGGAUCUGGGUGAGACCCGAGUCACUUCGCAUAGUGGUGAGGCCCUGGAGAUUGUAAAAAAGCUUGACUUCGACCACCACCGCAUGACUAGCGGCGUAGUGGUGCGUAGGCUCGACACGAGGGAGCUCGAGGUCUACAUCAAGGGCAGCUACGAGAAGGUCAAGUCGAUUUCUGCACCAGAUGCCGUGCCGCCAGACUACGAUGCGGUGACUGCAAAAUGUGCGAAAGAUGGCUACUACACGCUCGGAAUUGCAACGAGGACCUUGCCAGCAACGAUGGAUCCACAGGCGUUGAGAGACAUGACCCGCGAUACGCUCGAAGCAGGCCUGAGUAUCUGUGGCCUCCUCCUCUUCAUUAACGAGAUGAAACCCGACUCCCCGUCGGCGUUUAAGGCCUUGGAGCAGGGUGCAGUCCGGUCCGUCAUCUGCACCGGCGACAACGCCCUCACUGGGAUCUCCAUCGGUCUCAAGUGUGGCGUCGUGAAGACGUCCAGCGUGCUCCUGGGAGAUAUCGAGAGCGGGCAGCUGAUCUGGAGGGAGUCCGAGAGCGACAAGAUUGAGGAUCCUGGCAGCAGCGAGGCCCAGCUGGCCGUGACGCACGCGGCGUGGCGGCACCUCCACGGUAACGAGGACCUGCUGCAGCACCUCUGGGCCAGGCUCGAGGGGCACGUUUUCCACCACCACUACCAUAUGUAGGACGGGGGGGAGCGGAGGACGAGAAGGUCCUCAUCCUCCUCCUCCUCCUCCACCUCCUCCUCCACCUCCUCCUCCUCCUCCUCCUCC
Molecule: messenger RNA, 2890 nt
Organism: Prorocentrum cordatum
Lineage: Eukaryota; Dinophyceae; Prorocentrales; Prorocentraceae
Source: the annotation of a GenBank genome assembly